Molecule: messenger RNA, 3235 nt
Organism: Rubroshorea leprosula
Lineage: Eukaryota; Viridiplantae; Streptophyta; Magnoliopsida; Malvales; Dipterocarpaceae
Source: the annotation of a GenBank genome assembly
GACUUGAAUCCAUCGGAAAUCGGAGGAACCAAGAUCGGAAUUCUUAAGCUGAUUUCAGUUUAAAGCACUCAAACCCAUGACUACUUCGAUUUUACCGAAAGAAACUCCAUCCAUAGCGCUGAACACUGAAGGAGAAAGCACCGAUUUUUAGGUUGCAUCAAACCUUGGGGUGCUGUUUGAUUGAAUUAUUCCAAAGAUUAUUGUUCUAGUUUUUGUACUUUCUCGGGCAAUCAGCUCACCUCGUUACGUGCCUCUCUUGUAGUUAUACUCUGACGCUUUGGUGGAUUCUUUUUGGGAUGAAACUUUCUUUGUGUUGCUUACUGCAAAAUAAUGUUGAUGUUUCGGUAUAUUGCUUUUGGGAGUCCUGUGGAUAAACGACAAUCGUGUUUCUAGAUAGGAGGAAGUUGGAUUAAGCUUGACUAGAUGAGCUCUGGUCCUAGAUCGUUGUUUAUUUAUCUGUGUUUGGAUUGGAACAAAAUGAAGCUCAAGGCCAAAGUUUCUGUUGCGUGUUUCAUUAUUUUGAUCUGGGUUCAGCAAUGUCUUUGUGCUGAAAUUUCAAACACAUCACGCAUAAACAACUGGACAUGUACAUGUUCUUCCGCAUAUCAAGGAAAUCAGAGUUAUUUUCUCAAAUCAAACUGUUCUUCAUCCUGUGAUUGCAGUCCAGCUGGAGAAUCAAGUGCAGAUAGGUGGACAUGUAUAUGUGUUGCUGAUGGAUUCCCUAAAGUAACAUAUGACCAUCAAAAUACCACCUGUUUUACGGCCUGCAACUGUACUGCUGGAUCACUUCCCGUUGCUGAAGCUUCAAGGAAACACAUAUCAAGCAGAAUUGUUGUGAUUCUUCUGUUGUUCUGUGUCAUACUAAUAACACUUGCAUUUCUUUCUUCGAUGAUUUUCUAUUUUUGUAUAAAGGGCAAGCCUAUCCAGCCACCCGUGUUCUCAUCUGAAAAAGAAACAAGCUGCAAUAGUGCUGCCAAUCUAAUAAGUGAGAAGCCUUUGUCAGUUUCAGAAACUAAGGUUAACAUUGAUUUCCCUGCUAAACCUAUUGCAGGAUGCUUUCUAAACACUUCUUUCCUAUAUCGGGGCAAAGCAGAGACUAUACAUGGAACCAUAAUGCAAUUCUCAUACACUGAGCUGGAAAAUGCAACCAAUAAGUUCUCUAAUUCCAACCUUAUAGGACUCGGGGGAAGCAGCUAUGUGUAUCAUGGUCAGCUGAGAGAUGGAAGCACUGUUGCAGUUAAGCGUCUUAAAACUCACGGGGGACCUGAUGCAGACUCUAUCUUUUCAACAGAGGUCAAAUUGUUGUCCAGACUCCAUCACUGCCAUGUGGUGCCCUUGCUUGGCUACUGUUCAGAAUUCCGAGGGAAACAUGCUGAGAGGCUAUUGGUAUUUGAGUAUAUGCCCAAUGGUAACCUGAGGGAUUGUUUGGAUGAAAUUUCAGCAGAGGACAUGACCUGGGAUACUCGUGUUACAAUUGCAAUUGGAGCUGCAAAGGGUUUGGAAUAUCUUCAUGAAGCAGCUGCUCCUAGAAUUUUGCACAGAGAUGUAAAAUCCACAAAUAUUCUUCUGGACAAGAACUGGAGAGCAAAAAUAACUGACCUUGGGAUGGCUAAAUGUUUAAGAGCUGAUGGACUUCCAAGCGCUUCCAGCUCACCUUUAAGGAUGCAAGGCACUUUUGGCUAUUUUGCUCCAGAAUAUGCAAUCGCUGGAAAAGCCUCUCUGAUGUCAGAUGUUUUCAGUUUUGGUGUAGUUCUUCUAGAGCUCAUCACUGGUCGCCAUCCCAUCCGUAAAUCAAAUAACAAAGAAGAAAGUCUUGUUAUAUGGGCCACCCCUCGUUUACAGGACAAUAAGCGAGUGAUAUCAGAGUUGCCAGAUCCACGUUUGAAGGGAAAUUUCCUAGAAGAAGAGAUGCAGAUAAUGGCUUACCUAGCAAAGGAGUGCCUGCUGUUGGAUCCUGAUUCUCGCCCGACCAUGAGUGAGGUUGUGCAAAUCCUCUCAACUAUUGCACCAGAUAAAUCUAAAUUACGAUUUCCUGUAGACCUUUUUCAGUCAUCAUCUGUCCAUAGCAUGAUAAGUGAAGCUCACAUAAAAGGACACCGCAAUGUAGUUGAGGCUUUACAUGCUGCAGAGAAGCCCAGACAAGCCAUGUUUAUUAAGAGGUCAUCACAGUGUUCACAGCCAUCAAACAUGGAUGGUACUCUUUGUGCUGGAAGCAAGAACAUAGAGGCAGAUAUGGUUUCAGCUGACUGUAUGGAAAGGCUGAUCCUCUUGACUUCAAAAGCUAAGAGUUGCAAUAUCCAGGAUGAUGAUACAGUCGAUCUGACAGAGCCUCGGUUUGAAUCAUUUCACAUGGCAGCGUCAAGUCUACCUGAUUAUUGAUUAGAACAAUUCAUUGGAAAGAUUUAACAAUUACAGUUCGUAAGUUUGCUUUGGUUUCUUUGUGUUGUAGAGGUAGCGAGCAGGCUCCAGUUAUUUUUUCCCUGCGUUCUUUGAAGCAGGUUGUUUUGUAACUUGUUUGUUCUGGCUUUUUUUUCCUCCAGCCAUGUACGGAAAAUUAUGCAAAAUUCAUAAUCUACUUUAAUCUUUUUGUAAGUAUAAGCUCUCUUUAGCAGGAACAGUGCUUGGCGUAGUAAUGGAGCCACAGAAUUGCAAGUGAAUUGCCAAGAGUGUCAUAAAGUCAAGAGUGUUUAUGUGAUGGUUAAGACUUGGAGACGGGAGGGUGCACUUCAUGAACAAAUAUUAUAUGGUGAACUCUCCAAGAUAACCAAUCCCAUUUGUAAAACUCUCUGAUUGUCAGAUGGAUCCACCUCCGCCAUCAAGUGAACCACUGCUCGGCGGCCCUCCUCCUCCAGGACCGGAUGGAGGAUUCUGGGAUUGCUGUCUGUGGUUUCUGUGCUGCUGUGGUUUAUUCCGAAGCUGCUGCCCACCACUGUUUGAGCCUGGGCCUCCUCCUCCUUAGAUCUGCAAUUUACCCAAGAAUGUACUGCUCACACUUUUCUUCCUUUCGAGUAUGGCCUUUCUUACCAGUUAGCACCAUUUGAAGCAUUCCUUACCUUUGAAACCCUGUGGUUCCCUAUCUGUGAAAAUUUAAAGCAUUCUUGUGUAUCUGUGUGUAGCAACUGCAGUUGCAAAAUGUUGCGGAUUUAAUGUAGUUUGAUUAAAUUUCUCAUUUUUUUUUUAAUUAUGUAAUUUUACAUUACAAUUAGGUAUAAUAGAAUAGAAAAAUAAUAUUAAU